CUACACUACACAAGAGAAGGAAGUAAUUGAUGGCUCAUCUUUCUCUCUUUAUUUUCUCAAACUUCUUUCUAAAAGCUGUUUGAAUAAAGAUAAUCGGUGACCUUAGCCGCCGGUUACUCUCUUUCUCUUUGCUUUUUGUUGUACAUGUCGGAGGCAACUUCGGUUCCACUUCGUCGUUUAAUGAUCAUUUUGAGCUCAAAUUAGAAGAACUGGCGAGCAUUGCAUGUGGGUUUCAAGACGGGUACGACGACAGAGCUUCAUGCGUCAUUUCCAAAUAGACGAUCAGAGGGAUGAUCGGAAAGUUGAACGGAGCACCGGUGAACAGAACUGGAUGGAUGACUCGGGAAACUUCUCACCCCCAAUGACCAGCCCUUUCCUUAGCACUUGUAACGUUUGUAUUAUAGUUAUCUAUGAUUUGACAUUUUUUUUGUCUUUUAACUGGGGUUCUUAUCUUCGUCAUUAAUCCAAGUCUCUUAGCUGGAGUUUUUAUUUUUGGCUAAGAGAUGGUUCUUAGCUUUUCUUAGAUUUUAACUAAGAAAAGUUAAGAACCGUCUCUUAAAUAAAAGAUAUAAAAGCUGUCUCUUAGCCAAAAAAUGUAAUAAAAAAAUAAAAAAACAAAAAAUAUCAAAUCAUGAAUUAAGAACCCCGGCUAAGAGACCAGGGUUAAUGAUGCCCUUAAGUUUUGUAUUGGGCUCUUAAUGUUUGUAUUGGUCUUUAGAAUCCACUUGUACUAUUAAGCUUUUAUAAAAAGCAAUUAAAAAAAUGACUACACAAGAAAAGCCAAGACAUUAUUAUAGACAAGUCCAUUAACCCAUAUGUUUAGGGUUUCUUAGAGCAUGAUUAUCAGUGAUUUGGGUUUUGGGUUUCUUAAUUUUUUUUUCUUUUUGUCUGAUUAAAAAAAUAUAAAUGAAAAAAUGAACCAAUCGCCGACCACCACGUGUCAGUGGGGCCGCGAAUAAUGUUUGGUGACUUCUGUCACCAGUUUUUGUGUGUUUUGUAGGUUCCCCCUCUAAAAAACUCCUAAACUCUCCCGAUAAACAUGGUCUUACCACCCAUGUCGGUUUUGUUUUAGCAAAAAAGAACACUUAUAAGAUUCUACCAAACGAGAUUUUGGUAAAUUCUCUUUACUUGGAAAAGCCUUAGUUUAGCUUUUCUCUCUCGACUAAAAAUGAUCGCCACUUGAUAUCUUCUGGCUGCUCCACUUUACCAUGUUGUCUUUGUGGCCUCCUUCUUUCAUAUUCAAGAUUCUAUUUUGUAUCCGUUGCAUUAUCUUCACUUGCAAAAUAGAGUGGAAGCCAUGAGGUAUUAUCUCAGUCAAAUCCAAUACUGGUCGCUGGAACAUACAUAACUAGGGAAAACCAAAUGGCCAUGAAAAUUGCAAGGACUGUUACCAGAGACCAGAGAUCACAGCCCUCCUCAGCUCAUCAUGUUCCCCUCAAUGAGUAGGCUGGUCAACAGGGGCGAAGCUAGACUUAUAUUUCAUUGUGGGUGCAAUAAUAAUGAAAUUCCAUUUUAUCUAAUCUCUAAUUUUUACUUUACAAAAAUAAUCAAAAAUGAAAAUUCAGUGGGUGUCUACUACUUGGCUUUGCCCCUGCCGGUCAGUAAAUGCUAGCACCUUGACCUUGAGAGUUAGUACAAAAGUCAGUCUAUUGGUUGGUAUUACCUCAAUCCUUCUAGGUUUUAUUUUAUAUGUUCUUUUCAGUUCGGGUUCUAUAUAUAUCUGCUCUUUUAAACUUUUAUGUCAUGUAUACUGGUAAUUUCGUUUUUGUUUAUCUUCAUCUUUUAAACUCAACAGUGUGAAAAAAUAUAUAUAUGUAUUCUCCCAAACAGUUCGGUGCAAAGAGUAUUUAUAUUGAUAGAUCAUGCAUAUGUGUAUCAUAUACUUUUGACAAAUGAUUUGAUUAGAGACUCCACCUCAGAUAGUUUUAUAUAAUGAAAACAACAAUCAAUGGUUCUCCAUGAACAAAGUUUUAAGCAUUUCCUCAGCAUAAGCAUUGGCUCACAUUUUUUCUUCCUUUUUGAUGGUGAGAGAAGUGUAUGUGUGUAUACCCGCCAAGUUAGGCUCUCCAAACAAAAAAACUUAAAAUUAGAAAAUUCAACGUAAAAAAGAAAACAAAAUUAAAGGAGAAAAUUAGGAAAUAAAAAGAAGAGUUCUUUAUAACAAACCUUAUUUCAUUGUCCCAAGAAAAAAAAAGAAAAAGAAGACAAAGAAGAUAGUCAAAUGAGAAUACAUUCUUCUAAUCAUCCAUGGCUUUUACUAGCCAUUCUCGUUGUUCUCCUCUGCUUCCCUGGAGCUCUCUCAAGCAAGGACGAGGAGAAGGCAACCUCGAAGAACACGAAGAAAGAAGUAACUUAUGAUGGAACGUCUUUGAUCAUCAAUGGAAAAAGAGAAUUGCUUUACUCUGGCUCCAUACAUUACCCUCGUAGCACUCCUGAUAUGUGGCCCAAGAUUAUUAAGAGAGCAAAACAAGGUGGUUUGAACACGAUUCAAACAUAUGUUUUUUGGAAUUUUCAUGAGCUUGAACAGGGGAAGUUCAAUUUUUCGGGUAGAGCCGAUUUGGUGAAGUUUAUAAAACUGAUUGAGAAGAAUGGUAUGUACGUAACCUUGAGGCUUGGACCAUUCAUUCAGGCUGAAUGGACUCAUGGGGGACUUCCUUACUGGCUUAGAGAAAUUCCCGGGAUCUUCUUCCGUACAGACAAUAAACCAUUCAAGGAACAUACAGAGAGGUAUGUUAGGGUGAUACUUGAUAUGAUGAAGGAGGAGAAGCUUUUUGCUCCACAAGGAGGACCCAUCAUAUUAGGACAGAUAGAGAAUGAGUAUAGUGCUGUUCAACGUGCAUAUAAAAACGAUGGAUCAAACUACAUUAAGUGGGCAUCUAAAUUGGUACAUUCUAUGAAUUUGGGGAUCCCAUGGGUUAUGUGUAAGCAAAAUGAUGCUCCUGAUCCUAUGAUCAACGCCUGUAAUGGAAGACAUUGUGGUGAUACAUUCCCUGGUCCCAACAGAGAGCACAAGCCAUCUUUAUGGACAGAGAAUUGGACUACUCAGUUCCGCGUUUAUGGCGAUCCUCCGGUGCAACGAUCUGUAGAAGAUAUAGCCUUUUCUGUAGCCCGGUUCUUUUCCAAGAAUGGAAGCCAUGUUAACUACUACAUGUAUCAUGGAGGUACUAACUUUGGAAGAACCUCUGCUCAUUAUGUAACCACUCGUUACUAUGAUGAUGCACCUCUUGAUGAAUACGGAUUGGAAAAGGAGCCUAAGUACGGUCAUCUAAAACAUCUUCACAACGCACUUAACUUGUGCAAGAAGGCACUUCUCUGGGGCCAAUCUCGAACUGAGAAGCCUGGCAAAGACACAGAGAUAAGAUACUACGAGCAGCCUGGAACUAAAGUUUGUGCAGCGUUUCUAGCUAACAAUAACACAGAAUCUGCAGAAAUAAUCAAAUUCAGGGGCAAGGAUUACGUUAUACCGCCUCGUUCCAUCAGUAUUCUCCCUGACUGCAAAACUGUUGUGUAUAGCACCGGAGAGAUUGUCUCUCAUCACACUGCAAGGAACUUUAUGAAGUCAAAGAAGGCAAAUAAGAAGUUUGAUUUCAAAGUGUUCACCGAGACCGUUCCACAGGAGCUUAAAGGUGAUUCUUAUGUCCCCGUUGAGCUCUAUGGCUUGGCCAAAGACGAGUCUGAUUACGGAUGGUACACAACAAACUUCAAGAUAGAUGAUAGUGACCUUAAGAAGAAGGGAGGCAAGCCUACUGUGAGGGUUGCUAGUCUUGGCCACGCGUUGCAUGCCUGGCUCAAUGGAGAAUACCUUGGAAACGGACAUGGUAGCCAUGAUGAGAAGAGUUUCGUCUUUCAGAAGCCGAUUGCACUAAAAGAAGGAGAUAACCACCUCACCAUGCUAGGGGUUUUAACAGGAUUUCCAGACAGUGGGUCUUAUCUGGAGCAUAGAUUCACAGGUCCACGUAGUGUUUCCAUCUCAGGGUUGAGCUCUGGACCAAUGGAUCUUACUGAGAAAAGCAAAUGGGGAAACAAGGUGGGUAUGGAAGGCGAAAAGCUCGAUAUUCACACCGAGAAAGGACUGAAGAAGGUUAAGUGGGAGAAAUUCUCAGGAAAAGCACCAGGACUUACAUGGUACCAGACAUACUUUGAUGCGCCAGAAAGCCUAAGCCCUGCAGCAAUAAGGAUGAAUGGAAUGGGAAAGGGUUUGAUUUGGGUUAACGGAGAAGGUGUUGGUCGAUAUUGGAUGUCGUUUUUAUCUCCUUUAGGCAAGUCAACACAAAUCGAGUAUCAUAUCCCUAGGUCUUUCUUGAAGCCCAAGAAAAAUCUUCUGGUUAUAUUCGAGGAAGAACCAAAUGUGAAUCCAGAGCUUAUCGAUUUUGUCAUCGUCAAUAGAGACACCGUGUGUUCUUACAUUGGAGAAGACUACACUCCUAGUGUCCGACACUGGGCUAGGAAGAAUGACAAUGUCCAGGCCAUCACUGAUGAUGUGCAGCUCACGGCUAAUCUCAAAUGUUCCGGCACUAAGAAGAUCUCCGCGGUGGAAUUUGCUAGCUUUGGAAACCCUACUGGGAGUUGCGGAAACUUCACCCGUGGAUCUUGCCAUGCUCCUGUCACUAAACAAGUCGUCGAGAAGUAUUGUUUGGGUAAAGCAGAAUGUGUGAUUCCGGUUAACAAGAGCACCUUCCAGGAAGAUAAAAAGGAUUCAUGUCCCAAAGUUGUGAAGACGCUUGCUGUGCAAGUCAAGUGUGGCCGUCCAAAGAAGAACUAAGUAUAUAUAUCUAUACUUGCUUCGCUGAACUGUUUUGUAUUUCAUGUUGUGUAGAUACAAAAGCUAUGCAUUGUUUUGUUGUUCCAUUUUUGAAUUUAUUAAGUAAAACGUAUAUUAUAAGAUGUAACGAAUUUUGAAAUUAUUCCUUAUAAACUAUAACUAAAUUUGGUA
Messenger RNA from Brassica rapa (field mustard), 4933 nucleotides. RefSeq names its product beta-galactosidase 13. Gene Ontology annotation, biological process: carbohydrate metabolic process. Gene Ontology annotation, molecular function: carbohydrate binding; hydrolase activity, hydrolyzing O-glycosyl compounds. Lineage: Eukaryota; Viridiplantae; Streptophyta; Magnoliopsida; Brassicales; Brassicaceae. The record is from RefSeq and is a predicted model, not a curated record.